GUCACGAGUGGCAGUCCCCUCUUCGCUCACUGAAAGAUCUCAGAAGAUCCCACAAACAUGGGUUGAUGUUGAUGCUUCGCCUCUGCGAAGACGAAGUUUUCUCACAAAAACAAAAAGAUCUCAGUAUCUGCCUCGACCUUCAGCCAACACCUAUCUGAUUCAUUAACACUCGUUGCCUUCCUUGUUGCUAUCUUUCCAUCUCUAAUAUCCUCCAUUAAUCCACUAGACUACCUUUCUUUUGCUACCAUGCCGCCGAACCAAAAGACGACCCUGCUGGCCUUUGAGAAUGAAGAUGUGGAACGUGUGGGCGCCUACCAGAAGAAGGGAUAUCGAACCACGCCCAUCUUGUUUGUCAAUGGGGAACGUGUCCCUGAUGGCGUAGCCGCCAAUGCAAGACCUAACCAGACUUUGCUCUCCUUUCUUCGAGAUGAAUUGCUCUUGACUGGUUCGAAACUUGGAUGUGCCGAAGGAGGCUGUGGAGCCUGUACCGUGAUGCUGUCCAAAUUGGACAUGGAAACCAAAAAGAUCAAGCACAUUUCGGUGAAUGCUUGUUUGAUGCCUGUUCUUGCUGCCGAUGGCUGCCAUGUCACGACCGUGGAAGGAGUUGGAUCAGUGAAAGGUGACAAUCUGCAUCCAGUUCAAAAGGCCAUGGUGGAUAUGCAUGGAUCCCAAUGUGGAUUUUGCACUCCGGGAAUCAUUGUUUCCAUUUAUACCCUUUUUGCCAACAAUGCCAAUAAAGAACAUAUUGAAGAACACUUGGAUGGAAACUUGUGCCGCUGUACUGGGUACCGUCCUAUCUGGGAUGCUGCUCGGUCGCUAUGCGAUGAUACCGAUACGGUGAGAGGUCCGUGUGGCAUUGCGUGCCGUGAUUGUCCCGAACGUGAAGAGUGCGAACAGGACUGCAAUGUGGAGGAUAAAAAGACCGAAACAGACAAAAUGGUCUGCUCCUCCUCUGCCGACAAGAUGAAGCAGUACAAGGACACAUUCCUCAGCGACAGGGAAACCUGGAUGCAACAACCCACCCUCAUGUUCCCCAAAGCGUUGCAGGACGAACAAUCUACGGAGCGAUCUAUGAUGACAAAGCCACUCAUGGUAGUUGAUCGCACGGACUUUCAUGCAGGAGGAACCUGGUUCAAACCCACGACACUCGAGGAGCUGCUGGCUUUGCUCAAUGAAUUUGGAGGUACUGGCACUAGUGCUUGCAAAAUUGUUGUGGGAAACACUGAAGUUGGAAUUGAGACUCGCUUCAAGCACGCUGUCUACCCUCGUCUCAUUCAUCCUUCGGAUAAGAUCCAAUCCCUGUAUGGAUUUGAAGUUGCAGAUGCCAACAUUCAGAUUGGAUCCUGCUGCUCGUUGAGCACUAUCCAGGAAAAGUCUGGCGAUGUCAGCUCUCAGUCAACAGCUUUGAAGAGGACAGCCUUGCCUAUGCAUGACAUGCUGCGAUGGUUUGCCUCGACUCAGAUUCGCAACGUUGCCUGUCUUGGAGGCAACCUAGUCACGGCCUCUCCCAUUUCGGAUAUGAACCCUAUGUUGGCUUCUCUUGGAGCCAAGCUGGUGCUGGCAUCUUUUGACAAGGACACUUCCGGUGUCUCUCGCCGUUCCGUGGCCGUGUCAGACUUCUUCUUGAAGUACAGGACGGUCGAUUUGAAGCCAACCGAGGUUGUCGAGUGUAUUGAUGUGCCCGUUGUCCAGCCAAUUUUUGAGUAUGUGAAGCCAUUCAAGCAGGCUCGACGUAGGGAAGACGACAUUAGUAUUGUCACCGCUGGCAUGAGAAUCCGCCUUGCAGCCAAAGGUGGAAAGUUCAUGAUCGAGGAAACAGCCAUUGCUUUUGGAGGCAUGGCGCCCACGACUAUCAUGGCUGUGAAGACAAUGGAAGCAUUGACCGGUGCGGAGUUUUCAGCAGAGUCCUUCACAAAGGCAUCUGAGACGCUCAUUACAGAGAUUAAAUUACCCGAAGGCGUCCCCGGUGGACAGGCGGGUUUCCGAAUGACCCUUGCUUCGUCCUUCCUUUACAAGUUCUACUUGAGCGUCGUCGAAGAGCUGAAGGCCGACUGUGCAAAGUACCAAGCGGAUCCAUCGGCCUUUUCGGGUGUCACAGUUGAGGGAGAUCUUCCCUCUUGUCCCGAGGUCGACGAAAAGGAACACACUGGUACCCAGAACUUCCUCAGCGACAAGAAACCAAGCCCAAGUGGUACGCAGUUCUACCCAGCUCCCAAGGUCGCCACAGGAUGCGAAGACCAGAUCUUGCCCAAAGUCAAGCCCAUGGCACAGAAGGAUGGGGCUUCAGCCGUGGGCAAGGACUCUGCUCACAUGUCGGGCCCGUUGCACUGCACCGGAGAAGCAUUAUACACUGAUGACAUUCCUCUCCCCCCCAAGACCCUGCAGGCGGCACUCGUUCUGUCGAAUGAAUGUGGCAGAGUUCUGGAGUCUAUUGAUGUCACGCCGGCAUUGGGCAUUCCUGGCGUGGUUGGAGUUUACAGUUUGGAAGAUCUCCUCAGCCUUGGAGGAAAGAAUGAGAUGGGCCCGAUUCUCAAGGAUGAACUUCUCUUUUUGCCUAUCGGGGAGAAGGUGAGGACUGUUGGACAAUGCCUUGGAAUAUGCGUUGCUGAGAGUCUUGAGGCUGCAGAGCUUGGUGCACGAACAGUCAAAGUUGUCUAUGGAGGAGACGCAGGAAAAGUUGCUGUAACUAUUGCAGAUGCUGUCGAAGCCGGUCAGUGCUUCGAAAUCUCUCGGCGCGACCUUGUUCGAGGAGAUCCCGCAGUAAUCGAAGCUUUGUCGUCUGCCCCCGAGGCUCCCGCAGAACCCAAGGUCGGCGAUGUUGUCACUGUCAGUGGUACUUUCCGUAGCGGGGCUCAAGAACAUUUCUACCUGGAGACGAACUCAACACUUGCAGUCCCAUCUGAGUCCAACACCAACUUGACGAUUUAUGUAUCAACACAAGCGCCGACGAAGACGCAGAACUUUUGCGCUUCGACUACUGGAACGCCCGCAAUGAAGGUUGUGGUUCGAAUGAAGAGAAUGGGAGGCGGCUUUGGAGGAAAGGAAACGCGAAGCGUCUUUGCGUCUUGUGCGGCUGCCGUGGCAGCAAAGAUAUCGAGCAGACCCGUUCGGUUGACUCUAUCCCGCGAUGUCGACAUGAGCAUUACUGGAACAAGGCAUGCUUUCACUACUGAAUACCGCGCAAGCGCCAAGAUCACCGAAGAUGGCGUGAAGCUCGAGGCCCUUGAUAUCCAGCUACACAACAACGGAGGAAUGGCUUUUGAUUUGUCGGGACCAGUCAUGGACAGAGCUCUCUUCCACAUUGAUGGCUGUUAUUACUUCCCCAAUAUGCGAGCCCGGGGUCUUGUCUGCAAGACGGUCCAGGCGCCUCAUACUGCAUUCAGAGGCUUUGGCGGUCCUCAAGGAAUCGCAGCUUGUGAGCAUGUCAUCGACCAUUUGGGUGUGGCUUGCAAGGUCUCUGCUGACGACUUGAGGCGAGGAAACAUGUACCAAACUGGUCAAGCGACCCAUUUCGGGAUGAUUCUGGACGACGUUCAUGGAGGCACAUGGCAGGUGCCCCGCAUGUGGGAUCGUUUGGAAACGGAGCUUGGUGUUUCCAAGAUGAGAGAAGCCGCAGCCGAAUUCAAUGCCAAGAACAAGUGGAUCAAACGAGGCGUUGCCCUUAUCCCUACGAAGUUUGGUAUUGCCUUUACAGCGAAGUACAUGAACCAAGGUGGCUCUCUGGUUCACUUGUACACCGACGGCACAGUGUUGGUGAGCCACGGUGGUACCGAAAUGGGACAAGGCUUGCACACCAAGGUAUGCCAAGUUGCCGCCCAAGCCUUUGGCAUCCCUGUCGACCAUGUGUACGUCAAUGACACCAGCACGGACAAGGUCGCCAAUACGAUUCCCACGGCUGCCAGUCAUUCGACCGACAUGUACGGAAUGUCCACACUGGAUGCCUGCCGUCAGAUCAUUGCCCGAUUGGACCCCGUCCGUGCCAAGUUGGGUCCUGAUGCCAGUUUGAAGGAGAUUGCCAAUGCCGCCUUUAUGGAGCGCAUUGAUCUCUCCGCUCAUGGCUUUUUCCGUUUGAUAGAUUCUCGCUGUGGCUUUGAUUGGGACAAGGACAAGCCUGAGGACUAUCCCGACGACUUGCCCGCCAACUCUUGGAAGGGCCACCCCUUCAACUACUUUACCCAGGGCGUGUGCUUUUGCGAAGUGGAGAUUGACACUUUGACCGGCAAUCACAAGACAUUGCGAUCUGACAUUAUCAUUGAUGUUGGAUCCAGUAUCAACCCUGCCAUUGACAUUGGGCAAGUAGAGGGAGCGUUUGUGCAAGGAAUGGGCUGGGCAACCAUUGAAGAAGUGGUCUAUGCCGACGACGACCAUACUUGGAUUCGUCCUCGUGGCAAGCUGUUUACGACAGGUCCAGGAACGUACAAGAUUCCCGCCUUUAACGAUGUCCCUGAAAUAUUCAAUGUGAGUUUGUUGGAGAAUGCCGAUAAUCCGUUUGCCGUGCAUUCUAGCAAGGCCAUUGGCGAACCUCCCUUUUACUUGGGUGCUACCGUGUACUAUGCCAUUAAGGAUGCUGUUCGCGCAGCCCGCAAGGAGAAUCUGGGCUACGACAAGUACUUUGAAUUCCGCAUGCCUGCGACAUCCGAACGCAUCCGUAUGUUGUGUGCCGACGAGUUGUCUAACCAGGCCACAUCCAAAAUGCUGGGUCAGGAGAAUGCCGGACCUGACUAUCAGACGCAAGGAAGUUAUUAGCUACGUAUUACCGUAGCUCCAAACACAUGAGUGACUUGCUGCGAGCAGCGUCUUUCUAUACACUUUUGCCACAUGGAUGAAUUGAACAGUUCUUUAAAACAAAUUAACCAUUUUCUAUAGGUUACGAUCCUUGUGAACCUUUGACGAUAUUGUCCAUAAAGGGCCUUGCUGGCUAGCUACAUAGCUGAGAGAGUUGAUUGGUGCUAGCUUCUUUGAAUUGUGUGGUUUGUUUGUUUGUUUGCUUGCAUGUGCCCAUUCAACCAGUUCGGAAGGUAUUGAUUGCUGCCAAAAUUGAUUCGAUUUCUUGUGCACCUUGGUUGUGAGCUAGAUACCAAGCUGAUAGCGUUGCUGAGUUAUGAUGCUUCAUUGCAGGCUGAAUAUUCACCCAUGUAAUAGCGCGUGGAUUGAACAGUUUUAACCAUGUAUGUUCAUUAGGUUUAUGAUGUUGUUUAUGAUUCGAUUCUUUGCGUUCGUUCAUUCUUUCUUUCUGUGACUCUCGACGGGGCGUUGUCGUGAUGAUGAUGAUGACAAUGACGAUGAGCAAGAAGGAGACUUGGUCUAUCGAUCUAUCAAUCUAUGAGGAUGGCUUUUGUUGUUGUUUUGGAGUUGUGGAUUGCCUUUGUCGUUGCAUGAUUCUUGUCCAUUCCUGAUUGAGAAUUUUACCCUUUUCCGCAUCAAUUUUGGCUCUGGUCCAGUAAUUGAGACUAUCAAUCAGUUUUUGUCGCUGUUGUGGAUCCCAUUGCAGCAUUCGUCUCUGGUUUCUGGCGUCUUGUGCUUGUUCGCUGAGUCGUUGAUGUCCGAUAAAGUCUUGCCAUUGUUCAUUUUCAUGUCUGGCAAAUUCCUUUCGUGCCUUUUGGUAAUUGGUGCCAGUGUACUCGACCAGUUUGUUCCAUGCCGCUGCAAAGAGCAUGGUCAAGGCAUCCAAAUAAAUAACAUCGUGUUGAUUGUCAGCAUUGCUUAGCGACAAGAGCAAUUCGACGUAUUCUUCGGCUCGGUCCAUGACUUGCAGGAAUUGUUUUUGGGAAAUCAUGUCGGCCAAUUCCUCCACACUGGCAGUGGCGACACCACUCGCCUCGAGGAACAUGACAAUGGCUCGCAGCGAGGACUUGACGGCGUGAUAUGCCGAAAGUGAGGCGGAUUUUCGACCUCUACUCGCAGAGUGGCUACUGCUGCUGCCCAGAGACUGGUUGCUUGCACUCGUAGUAGAGCUACUGACAGUUGUGCUAGUACUAUUGCUGCCAGUGGACGUUGAGGCUAUCAGCGGCGGUGGCUUGGAAUAGCUACUCCAUGUUGAACCCACAUGAGGAUUAUUGUCGAGACCGGACUGCAAUUCAAAAGUCUUGGCGAGCGGUGGCAUGUUGUUGUCGAUUCGAUUCGUCGCUUGUGGUUUGCUAGAGUAGAUUAAUGAGCCUCUUGGGAUGGUUGCGGGGUACAAGUUCGAAGGAUCGUUUCAGGAGUUCUUGUUGUCACACACCUGUUGAUACUCGUCAACACAACUGUUGUUCUGCCCGAUUGAUGCUUGCUUGUUGUGGCCAGCAAUGCAACUGGGUGAAGACGUGUGACUGUUGUGGCGGUGUGGGAAGUGGGAGUGGUCUGUGGCAGUCACGGUCCGGCUAAGAAAGCGUUCCUUGGUUCCU
This is a messenger RNA of Seminavis robusta, 6383 nucleotides long. Lineage: Eukaryota; Bacillariophyta; Bacillariophyceae; Naviculales; Naviculaceae. The record is from the annotation of a GenBank genome assembly.